This is a messenger RNA of Durio zibethinus, 2361 nucleotides long. The record is from RefSeq and is a predicted model, not a curated record. NCBI's taxonomy places the organism in Eukaryota, Viridiplantae, Streptophyta, Magnoliopsida, Malvales, Malvaceae.
CAUGUGCGGGCCGACAAAAGAGAGUAGCGUAAAAAGAAAGCAAGAUGGGCCGGCCGGAGUUUUAUGGUUUAGCUAGCCUAAUCAUCCGCAGAUCUCUGGGCCAAAUACCAGACCCAUUAAACUGGUCCGUCCAAAGGGCAUAUACAUAAUACAAAUUACCCUUCACGUCUAAUCAUCGCCCAGACCGCCUGGCUACUGACCAUAACCUUAGAGAAACACCCUUAAAUUUUAACGAAGCAAAUUAUAGAAGAGUGCCUUAGCCAAAAGUCACCAAUCUAAGAAGGCAGGUUCAUGUGAGUUAAAAAAAAAAAAAAAGAAUUUCUCUCCCAAAUCUUUAACAAGAUAUAAAAACGAAAAGAAAGGGAGAGAACUCGGCAGCGUAGUGUUUCGAAUCGGCAUCCGGACCUUCAGAUCCGAGCAUCGUCGGUCGAUCGCCAUGUCAUCCUCGGUCUUCUCCACCGUCCGAUCCUUCUCGCAUUUCGCCUUCGUUUUCCUCUUCCUCUCUCUCGCCUUCGCUUCCGAGUCAGAUCACAAGUAUCAACCAGAUGAUCCAAUUACCCUUUGGGUGAAUAAAGUUGGUCCAUACAACAAUCCACAAGAAACAUAUAACUAUUACAGUCUUCCAUUUUGUCAUCCUGGUACCAAUCCUGCUCACAAAUGGGGUGGUCUUGGUGAGGUCCUUGGUGGAAAUGAACUGAUUGAUAGCCACAUUGAUAUAAAGUUCCAAAAGAAUGUGGACAAAGGUACUAUUUGCCAACUGGAACUUGAUGAAGCAAAGGUCAAACAGUUCAAGGAUGCAAUUGAGAACAGUUAUUGGUUUGAAUUCUUCGUGGAUGAUCUGCCUUUGUGGGGCUUUGUUGGCGAGCUGCAUCCUGAUAAGAACAGUGACAAUGGCAAGCAUGUUCUCUACACACAUAAGAAUAUCAUUAUUAAAUACAAUAAGGAUCAGAUUAUUCAUGUAAAUCUCACUCAAGAGAGUCCAAAGCCACUGGAAGCAGGGAGAAUAUUGGACAUGACAUACUCUAUCAAAUGGAUUCCAACUAAUGUAACUUUUGCUCGUCGCUUUGAUGUUUAUUUGGACUAUCCUUUCUUUGAGCACCAAAUCCAUUGGUUCUCUGUUUUCAAUUCAUUCAUGAUGGUUAUCUUCCUCACUGGUUUGGUGUCAAUGAUCUUGAUGCGAACUCUGAGAAAUGACUAUGCAAAGUAUGCUCGGGAAGAUGAUGAUCUGGAAACUUUGGAAAGGGAUGUGAGUGAAGAGUCUGGUUGGAAACUUGUCCAUGGUGAUGUUUUCCGGCCUCCUCGCAAUUUGGUUCUGCUUUCUGCUGUUGUUGGCACAGGUGCUCAGCUAGCAUUGCUUGUUCUCCUUGUCAUCUUAUUGGCCAUUGUGGGAACGUUGUAUGUCGGGAGGGGAGCAAUUGUCACUACUUUUAUAUUGUGUUAUGCUUUUACAUCAUUCAUUUCUGGUUAUGUGAGUGGUGGAAUGUACUCACGCAAUGGGGGUAAAGGUUGGAUAAAGUCAAUGAUCCUUACAGCGUCUCUGUUCCCAUUUAUGUGCUUUGGGAUUGGUUUCAUCUUGAAUACAAUCGCUAUAUUUUAUGGAUCUCUAGCAGCUAUUCCUUUUGGUACAAUGGUGGUUGUUUUUGUAAUUUGGGCUUUCAUUUCAUUCCCCCUGGCUCUUCUUGGUACAGUUGUUGGAAGAAACUGGAGUGGUGCUCCCAAUAACCCAUGCCGUGUGAAGACCAUCCCUCGCCCAAUUCCAGAGAAGAAAUGGUAUCUUACACCCUCCGUGGUCUCUAUGAUGGGAGGACUUCUGCCUUUUGGCAGCAUAUUCAUUGAAAUGUAUUUUGUUUUCACAUCCUUCUGGAAUUACAAGGAGCUGUUGGUUAUCUUGGUUCUAAUUUGUUUGUAAGGAGGAUCUACAGAAACAUCAAGUGUGACUAGAACUUUGCUGUAGGAACAUAGAACCGUUUGGUGCUUCAGGGAGUAUUUUUAGUUUUUGAGGCAAUAAACGUUGAGAGGAAGCCUCUGGUCAGAUAUAGGAGACCCAGCAAAGCCUACAGGUGAAAUCACAGGGUUUGACGGUAGGGAUGUAUUCUUGGUUAUGUGGACUAGGGGAAGCCCUGAGGUUUUUGUUUUGCUUUUUUUUUUUUUACCCGGCUGUAAUUGCAAGCCCUGAUUUAGAAUUCAGAUAUUGUUUUAUAAUUCCGAAGCUAGUUAAAAUGUUAAGACUUGUAUUUUGUUAUACUUUUGUCCUUGAUCCCUUUGCCUAUAGAUAUGUCCUGUGUGAGAGCUGAUGGUUAAAUUCCCUUAGGAUUUUUUAUCCUAUUUGCACCUGUUUUUUUGGGGGUAAGGAACUUAUCA